UGUACGCGAAACAGUGAAAUAAAUGCAGCAGUAAACAGCUAACCUCGUGAAAUAUUCUCUGCCAGUUCGUAAAACUUAAUCGGUUCAAUAAUGUCUAUCCUUGCUUACAACGGAGGUUGCGUAGUGGCCAUGAGAGGUAAAAACUGUGUAGCUAUCGCCACCGAUCAUCGUUUUGGCGUACAAGCGCAAACAAUUGCUACCGAUUUUGAGAAGAUUUUUGAAAUCAACCCGCACAUGUACCUCGGGCUGGUGGGACUGCAAACAGACAUUCUGACCGUAUAUCAGCGGUUGCUGUUCCGUAAGAAUCUAUACGAAGUACGUGAAAAUCGCCAACUCACUCCGGAGCGUUUCGCUGCGCUGCUUUCGAAUUUCCUGUAUGAGAAACGUUUCGGACCGUACUUUAUCGAGCCAGUCAUUGCUGGGUUGGAUCCCAAAACGUUCGAACCAUUUAUCUGCAAUAUGGAUUUGAUUGGAUGCCCGAACAACCCAAGCGAUUUCGUUGUGGUCGGAACCUGUGCCGAGCAGCUGUACGGUAUGUGUGAAACUCUGUGGAAACCGGAUUUGGAACCGGACAGUCUGUUCGAGGUUAUCUCCCAAGCGCUGGUGAAUGCGUUUGAUCGGGAUGCUAUUUCCGGUUGGGGUGCUACGGUGUACAUCAUCGAGAAAGAGAAGCUAACGGUGAAAAAGUUGAAAACACGAAUGGAUUAAGGUGGUUAUUUCGCAUCGCGGCUAAAGCGAACAUUUCUAAGCAUAAGAGUUUCCAGCAAAUAUAAAAUAAAAAAAACUGCGCUGUAACAAAUUUUGAAAAUGAU
Sabethes cyaneus is the source of this 812-nucleotide messenger RNA. It is a transcript of the gene Prosbeta3, whose product is annotated as proteasome subunit beta type-3. Bases 91 to 708 code for a protein of 205 amino acids. Gene Ontology annotation, biological process: proteasome-mediated ubiquitin-dependent protein catabolic process. Gene Ontology annotation, cellular component: proteasome core complex; proteasome core complex, beta-subunit complex. The record is from RefSeq and is a predicted model, not a curated record. NCBI's taxonomy places the organism in Eukaryota, Metazoa, Arthropoda, Insecta, Diptera, Culicidae. The transcript has 2 exons.